UUCCACGUCUGUCUGCUGUGUUUCUACGCAAAGCACCAUGGGUGCGUCCGCGGCUACGGGUAUCCAGUUGGUGGCGGCGCGCCCUUGCGUCCCUGCGUGCCAGCGGAUGCUCGGCUCAAGAUCUGUGGUUUCUGCGUUUGGAAGGGCGCUCAGCACCAGGACCGGCUUUGCAAGCUGUGUGCAGACCGCGUCGGCGGGGCCACUUGUUGCUGCAAAGUACAAGAGGUUUGCUGUGAGGGCCAUGUCUCAGGGAGCUGCCCCAGGACUCCCCAUUGAUCUCAGAGGUAAAAGAGCGUUUAUUGCUGGAGUCGCUGAUGAUAAUGGUUAUGGCUGGGCAAUAGCCAAGGCUCUUGCUGCAGCUGGCGCUGAAAUUCUUGUUGGUACAUGGGUGCCUGCACUGAACAUAUUUGAGACGAGCCUGCGACGUGGAAAGUUUGAUGAAUCACGGAAGCUGCCUGAUGGAUCUCUUAUGGAGAUUACUAAAGUCUAUCCACUGGAUGCAGUUUAUGACACCCUGGAGGAUGUUCCUGAACAUGUUAAAACAAAUAAGAGGUAUGCGGGGUCCUCAAAAUGGACUGUGAAGGAAGUUGCUGAGACUGUGAAGGAUGAUUUUGGCAGCAUUGACAUCCUUGUGCAUUCUCUUGCCAAUGGUCCUGAGGUAACAAAGCCUUUGCUGGAGACAUCAAGAAGUGGCUAUCUUGCUGCAGUUUCAGCAUCUAGUUACUCGUAUAUUUCUUUACUCCAGCACUUCCUUCCCAUCAUGAAUCCAGGAGGUGCAAGUAUCUCUUUAACAUACAUUGCUUCAGAAAGGACAAUUCCUGGGUAUGGUGGUGGCAUGAGUUCAGCUAAAGCAGCACUUGAGAGUGAUACCAGAGUUCUUGCUUAUGAAGCAGGCCGGAAAGGCAAAAUCAGAGUGAACACUAUAUCAGCAGGUCCAUUGGGGAGCCGAGCUGCCAAAGCUAUUGGUUUCAUCGAGAAGAUGAUUGAGUACUCUUACGUUAACGCACCGUUGCAGAAGGAACUCUUGGCAGAUGAAGUGGGAAAUGCAGCAGCAUUUUUAGUGUCUCCAUUGGCGUCUGCAAUUACUGGCUCAACUGUCUAUGUUGACAAUGGACUCAACACGAUGGCUCUCGCGGUUGAUAGCCCUACUCUAUCCACCUAAACAUGCUCUUUAUCUCCGAAUCUGGUGUAGUGAGUUCGAGCUUGAGUGGUUUGUAGCUGGCCCACUCCAAACGAGGCUGUCAAUGUAGUUUUGAAACUAGAUUGUUGGGAUGAAUUUGUAAGAGGUAGAGAUGGUAGGUUCGAGGAUAGAAAAGUUGCUGGAGCAUGGGAGAUUGUGUGCCUUGUUUCCAUUAAGUCCGGACUAUAUGUUGGUAUUUAAAAAUAGAGGUGUGGUAGUGCAGUCAAUUAUUUUGUUUUAUCCUGUUAUUAUGCUAUGGAUCUGGAAAGGAAUAAAAGGGAUUGCAUUUGCAAUUAUAUA
This is a messenger RNA of Lolium perenne, 1480 nucleotides long. Its product is annotated as enoyl-[acyl-carrier-protein] reductase [NADH] 1, chloroplastic. Lineage: Eukaryota; Viridiplantae; Streptophyta; Magnoliopsida; Poales; Poaceae. Gene Ontology annotation, biological process: fatty acid biosynthetic process. Gene Ontology annotation, molecular function: enoyl-[acyl-carrier-protein] reductase (NADH) activity. The record is from RefSeq and is a predicted model, not a curated record.